CAACGGGCAAAAUAUAAACGGAAUGGCAGCGAAGCCUUCCCAAACUGUGGAAAUGUCUACCCUGUUUCAGGUUCAAAACUUAUCAUUCGUAACUGCUAUGGUGCAACGAGGCUUGGAGUAUCUUGACAGAAAACUGAGAAAUGAUAGACGGGUCAUCCUUCCAAAUGCGCCUCCAAUAAGGUCGACAGUAAAGAGCCUUCAGUUCACUCUGGUAACCAUAUUUGCAGACGAAGAAGGAAAUAUCAAAUCAGUCCUGAAUUGGGAGUUUGCAGGUGUC
This is a messenger RNA of Serpula lacrymans var. lacrymans S7.9, 277 nucleotides long. RefSeq lists its product as uncharacterized. Lineage: Eukaryota; Fungi; Basidiomycota; Agaricomycetes; Boletales; Serpulaceae. The annotation marks the transcript as partial. The transcript has 2 exons. The record is from RefSeq and is a predicted model, not a curated record.